AUGUCAGACUUCAAACGUCUUAAGCUGAAUCUUGUCAAGCCAGUCCCUUCGGACUACGAGAUCUCGAGAAAUCAGACUCCUAAGCACAUUAGCGAGGUUGCUGCCGAGAACGGAAUCACCGAAACCGAAAUCGAACCAUAUGGAGCUUACAAGGGUAAGGUCAAGCUCGAUGUGAUCGACAGAUUGCAACACCGUAAAGACGGUAAGUACAUCUUGGUCACCGGUAUCACUCCAACCCCACUUGGUGAGGGUAAGUCCACCACCACUGUGGGUCUUGCUCAGGCCAUUGGUGCUACUUUGGGAAAGAAGGCCUUUGCCAACGUUAGACAACCUUCUAUGGGCCCAACUUUCGGUGUUAAGGGUGGUGCUGCUGGAGGAGGAUUUUCCCAGGUCAUCCCUAUGGACGAGUUCAACAUGCACAUCACCGGUGACAUCCACGCCGUUGGAAUGGCCAACAAUCUGUUGGCUGCUGCUCUCGACACAAGAAUGUUCCACGAGGCCACCCAAAGCGAUAAGGCUUUGUGGAAGAGACUUUGUCCAGAGAAGAAAGACGGCACGAGAGACAUUCCUAUUGGACUGCUUCCAAGAAUCAAGAAACUUGGUCUCGACACCAUCGAUCCUAAGGAGUGGACCGAGGAACAAGUGUCCAAGUUCGUCAGACUCGACGUUGAUCCAAAGACCAUCACCUGGAAGAGAGUUUUGGACCUCAACGACAGAUCUCUCAGAGGAGUCACCAUCAACCAGGCUCCUACCGAAAAAGGUCUUACCAGAGAGACUGGAUUCGAUAUCACCGUUGCUUCUGAGGUGAUGGCUAUUCUGGCUCUUUCUUCUUCUUUGAAGGACAUGAGAGAGAGACUCGGAAAGAUGGUUGUUGCUUCCUCGAAGGCCGGUGAGCCAAUCACCUGUGAGGACCUUGGAUGCGCCGGUGCCUUGACUGCCAUCAUGAAGGAUGCCAUCAAGCCUAACAUCAUGCAAACUCUGGAGGGAACUCCGGUGUUUGUGCACGCUGGUCCAUUUGCCAACAUUUCGAUCGGUGCCUCUUCUGUGUUGGCCGAUAAGAUGGCUUUGAAGCUCGCAGGUACUGAGCCAGGUUUGAGCGCUGAGGAAGAGAAGGAGCAGGCCGGAUACGUCAUCACCGAAGCUGGUUUCGACUUCACCAUGGGUGGAGAGAGAUUCCUCAACAUUAAGUGCAGAUCGUCUGGAUUGUCUCCCGACGUGAUCAUCAUCGUGGCCACUGUCAGAGCUUUGAAGGUGCACGGUGGUGGAGCUGAGGUCAAGGCCGGUGCUCCAUUGCCAUUGGAGUAUACCACCGAGAACGUGGAGAUGCUCAGAACCGGAUGCGCCAACUUGCAAAAACACAUCCAGAACGCCAAGGAGUACGGCGUGGACGUUAUUGUGGCCAUCAACAGAAUGUCUUCCGACUCUGCCAAGGAGCACGAGGUUAUCAAGGAAGCUGCUCUCGCUGCCGGUGCGACUGACGCCAUUGUUUCCAACCACUGGGAGGAGGGUGGACAGGGUGCCAAGGACCUUGCUGAGGGUGUGAUCAAGUGCGCUCACAAGGAGUACGCUUCUCAGAAAAACUCUGGCGAGUCGUUCCACUACCUCUACUCUACCGAGGGUUCUUCCAUCGAGGAGAAGAUCGAGAGUAUCGCGAAGGUGAUGUACGGUGCCGGCUCUGUCGAGUUCCUGCCUCAGGCCCAGGAAAAGAUCAAAGAGUACACUGCCCAGGGCUUCUCCAACUUGCCAAUCUGUAUUGCCAAGACCCAAUACUCUCUUUCGCAUGACGCCAAGCUUAAGGGUGUCCCAACCGGAUUCGUUUUCCCAAUCAGAGACAUCAAGGCAUCCAUCGGUGCUGGCUAUUUGUACGCUUUGGCCGACCAGAUCCAAACCAUUCCUGGUCUGGCCACCAAAUGUGGUUUCAUGAACGUCGAGGUUAACGACCAAGGAGAAAUUGAGGGAUUGUUCUGA
Messenger RNA from Ogataea philodendri, 1968 nucleotides. RefSeq lists its product as uncharacterized. The record is from RefSeq and is a predicted model, not a curated record. NCBI's taxonomy places the organism in Eukaryota, Fungi, Ascomycota, Pichiomycetes, Pichiales, Pichiaceae. Gene Ontology annotation, molecular function: ATP binding; formate-tetrahydrofolate ligase activity. The coding region runs from base 1 to 1968 and encodes 655 amino acids. The transcript has a single exon.